Messenger RNA from Grosmannia clavigera kw1407, 1191 nucleotides. Its product is annotated as tyrosyl-tRNA synthetase. Gene Ontology annotation, molecular function: ATP binding; tyrosine-tRNA ligase activity. Bases 1 to 1191 code for a protein of 396 amino acids. The record is from RefSeq and is a predicted model, not a curated record. NCBI's taxonomy places the organism in Eukaryota, Fungi, Ascomycota, Sordariomycetes, Ophiostomatales, Ophiostomataceae. The transcript has 6 exons. Gene Ontology annotation, biological process: tyrosyl-tRNA aminoacylation.
AUGACCAGCACCGCCCUGCCGACAGCCACGAUGGCGAGUCGCAAAGUGCCCGAGACGAAGCAGGAGAAGCUUGAUCUCAUGUACGAGAACCUGGCCGAGAUCAUCAACCCGGAGAUUAUCGAGAAGGUCCUGGACGAGGGCCGCAGUGUGAAGGUGUACUGGGGAACGGCCACGACCGGACGGCCACACACCGGCUAUCUCGUGCCGGCCAUCAAGAUCGCGCAGCUGCUGCACGCGGGCUGCGAGGUGACGGUGCUGCUGGCCGACAUCCACGGCUUCCUCGACAACCUCAAGGCGCCGCUGGAGCUGGUCGAGCAUCGCACCGACUACUACCAGUGGACCAUCCGGGCCAUGCUGCAGGCCGUGGGCGUGCGCACCGAGCAGCUGCGCUUCGUCCGAGGCUCGUCGUACCAGAAGUCAGCCGACUAUGUCAUGGACGUCUACCGCCUCUGUUCCGUCACGUCCGAGCACGACGCCAAGAAGGCCGGCGCCGAGGUCGUCAAGCAGACCAGCAACGCCCCCCUCAGCGGCCUGCUGUACCCCAUCCUGCAGAUCCUCGACGAAGAGCACCUCGGCGUCGAUGUCCAGUUCGGCGGCGUCGACCAGCGGAAACUGUUCACAGCCGCCAAGGAGUGGCUACCCAAGCUGGGCUACCGCCAGCGUGCCCACAUCAUGAAUCCCAUGAUUCCAGGACUGCAUGGUGGCAAGAUGAGCUCCAGCGAAGAAGGCAGCAAGAUCGACCUGCUGGACACUCCCGAAGUCAUCAGCAAGAAGAUCCGCAAGGCCGAGGCCGCACCAAAGGUCGUCGAGGGCAACGGCAUCCUGGCUUUCAUCGAGUAUGUGCUUUUGCCGGCGUCAGAGCUGCGAGGCGCACGUCUGUUCCGCGUUGAGCGCGAGCGGGACGGCCUCGAGCCUCUCGACUACACCGACAUCAAGAAGAUCCACGAAGACUACGAAAAUGAUGUGCUCACCCCUCAGCUUAUUAAGCCGGCUGUAGCCAAGGGCAUUGUCGAGCUCCUGGCGCCCAUCCGGACGGCCUUUGCCGAAUCCAAGGAGUGGCAGGAGGUGGCCCUCAAGGCUUACCCGCCGCCCAAGAAGAAGGAAAAGAAGCCAAAGGACAAGGGUUCACACUACCCCGUGCGUCCCAAGGAGGAGGCUAAGGUGGAGGUCAAGGAAGCCGCACCGCAGUAG